AUGCAAAAACUAGAAAAGUAUGCGACAGACAGUCCACAAGUCUUGUACAUAAAGAAGAGCGACCCAACGAACGUCGAGUUCAGCUACUGUCCUUUCGACCAAGCCUUGGUUAGUAUGACAAUGAGUGUGAACAGCUUUCCCAAUCACAUCAUGUUCGACCCUGACUACGACACAGACUUCUUCGACGAUGACGACAACGAUGACAUGAUGCUGCCAGAAGAGAUCUUCAACGUGGUGGCUGGAUUUGUGUAG
Bursaphelenchus okinawaensis is the source of this 252-nucleotide messenger RNA. The record is from the annotation of a GenBank genome assembly. Lineage: Eukaryota; Metazoa; Nematoda; Chromadorea; Rhabditida; Aphelenchoididae.